AUGGCCAAGAUCAUGGGUGCGAGGUGCGGUGGUCGAGCAGCAUUCGGCCUCCAGUCCAGCUAUUGCAAAUGGGCAAAGUACGACUACAUUGACAUCGUGCAGUGGACCACGGGCGACGCCCAGCGGCGUGCUUCGAUGAGGCCCAUCUAUCAGGAGCUCGAGAAGAAGAUGCAGGGCGAGCGGCUUCCGUACCCCAUGAUGUUCAGCUCCGUUGUGGACGACACCAAGAAGACGCCCACAUGA
This is a messenger RNA of Symbiodinium natans, 243 nucleotides long. NCBI's taxonomy places the organism in Eukaryota, Dinophyceae, Suessiales, Symbiodiniaceae. The record is from the annotation of a GenBank genome assembly.